AUGGCUGCUAUUGUCAAGGCGAUCAACGCGAAGAUCAGGUCCAACCCUGUGUCGGACUAUGUCUGCUCUACCCACUUCUGGGGCCCCGUCUCUAACUUUGGUAUCCCUCUGGCCGCUGUCAUGGACACCCAAAAGUCACCCGACCUGAUUUCCGGCCAGAUGACGGGUGCUCUCUGCAUCUACUCUGCCACCUUCAUGCGCUACUCCCUCGCCGUCUCGCCCAAGAACUACCUCCUCUUCAUGUGCCACUUCAUCAACGAGGGCGCCCAGCUUACCCAGGGAUACCGUUACAUGCAGUACAACUACUGGGGAGGAAAGGAGGCUUCCGCAACCAAGGACGCGUUCGAGACUGUUCAGAAGAAGGCUGAUGCCAUCGAGGCCAAGGUCGAGACCAAGGUCAAGGAGGCUGUCGGCAAAUAA
This is a messenger RNA of Colletotrichum abscissum, 420 nucleotides long. RefSeq lists its product as uncharacterized. Gene Ontology annotation, cellular component: mitochondrial inner membrane. Gene Ontology annotation, biological process: pyruvate import into mitochondria. The transcript is spliced from 3 exons. The coding region runs from base 1 to 420 and encodes 139 amino acids. The record is from RefSeq and is a predicted model, not a curated record. NCBI's taxonomy places the organism in Eukaryota, Fungi, Ascomycota, Sordariomycetes, Glomerellales, Glomerellaceae.